AUGCUGUUGGCCUGCUCUCUCCACCGGCACCUGGAGCUGUGCUGUUGGCCUGCUCUCUCCACCGGCACCUGGAGCUGUGCUGUUGGCCUGCUCUCUCCACCGGCACCUGGAGCUAUGCUGUUGGCCUGCUCUCUCCACCGGCACCUGGAUCUGUGCUGUUGGCCUGCUCUCUCCACCGGCACCUGGAGCUAUGCUGUUGGCCUGCUCUCUCCACCGGCACCUGGAGCUGUGCUGUUGGCCUGCUCUCUCCACCGGCACCUGGAGCUGUGCUGUUGGCCUGCUCUCUCCACCGGCACCUGGAGCUAUGCUGUUGGCCUGCUCUCUCCACCGGCACCUGGAGCUGUGCUGUUGGCCUGCUCUCUCCACCGGCACCUGGAGCUAUGCUGUUGGCCUGCUCUCUCCACCGGCACCUGGAUCUGUGCUGUUGGCCUGCUCUCUCCACCGGCACCUGGAGCUAUGCUGUUGGCCUGCUCUCUCCACCGGCACCUGGAGCUGUGCUGUUGGCCUGCUCUCUCCACCGGCACCUGGAGCUGUGCUGUUGGCCUGCUCUCUCCACCGGCACCUGGAGCUAUGCUGUUGGCCUGCUCUCUCCACCGGCACCUGGAGCUAUGCUGUUGGCCUGCUCUCUCCACCGGCACCUGGAGCUGUGCUGUGGGCCUGCUCUACACCUGUGCGAUUAUACCUCAUUUGUGA
This is a messenger RNA of Knipowitschia caucasica, 693 nucleotides long. NCBI's taxonomy places the organism in Eukaryota, Metazoa, Chordata, Actinopteri, Gobiiformes, Gobiidae. The record is from the annotation of a GenBank genome assembly.